AAGCUGCCGUUUUAGGGAUCCUGGGUUCGUUUCUCUGGAAACGCUGGUUAAUAAUUCUCCAGCAACGCACAGGUGGUCAAUGGCAGGUUUAAAUCUAAACUUUAAAUUUGUACUCCGGGGAAACGCAGCCUGCUUUCGGCUUAGAACUGCGUUUUAACCUGGCGCCGACGGAGAGAAAAAACAGGGAGUUUCUCCGAGGGGAGGAGUGUGGAGCGGAUAGCGCACGGCCGGCGGCUUACGUUUGACUGCUGGGGCAGCAUGAACACCAUAAGGGAAACCGCAAUAAUGAGGCGGUGACAGCGCAGUGCUAAUGUGUGUUCUCCAAAUAAUAACACAACGGGGACAAUAAAAAUAAGAAUGGGAACGAGUCACUCCACAGCAUUAUGGAAACGGUGAAAUAAAGACAACAGGAUUUUACGCUUCCAGGAUGAUCCCGUUUCUGAAUCAAUGUGAACUCUUUUAGUUCGGGACGAAAAGCAAGCCGACAAAUGGUUUCCAUUCAGAGCAGAUUUUUUUCGUUUUAAGUAAAAAAAAAAACUGUUAGUUUUGUUUACUAAUUAGUUGAUGAAAAGUUCUGCACUGCAAUGUCUCUUCCACCACAUUCGGAAACUCGGAAGUUCACACGGGGUCUAAGUAAACCUGGAACUGCGGCCGAGUUGAGGCAAAGCGUGUCCGAGGUUGUCAGGACGUCCGUGCUUGUGGUGAAGCCGAAGCUGAUCGAGCCGCUGGACUAUGAGACCGUUCUGGUGCAGAGGAAGACCCAGAUCCUCAGCGAUGUGCUGCGGGACAUGCUGCAGUUCCCCCUGGAGGACUUCCUGAUAUUAACUCUCAAACGCCAGGGCAGGACGCUGUUCCCCUCGGUGCCCGAAAAUGCGGAGGAGGCGGCGCAGAGCCUGUUCGUGCGGGAGUGCAUCAAGACCUACGUCUCUGACUGGCACGUCCUUAACUACAAGUAUGAAGAUUACUCAGGAGACUUCCGUCAGCUGCCACAUAAGGUGCCCAGGCCGGAGAAGUUGGCGGUCCAUGUGUUUGAGGUGGAUGAAGAUGUGGAUAAAGAUGAGGACACGGCCUCACUGGGGUCGCAGAAGGAUGAGGUAUCCAAACACGGCUGGCUCUACAAAGGCAACAUGAACAGCGCCAUCAGCGUCACCAUGAGGUCUUUUAAGAGGAGAUACUUCCACCUGACCCAGCUGGGGGAUGGCUCGUACAACCUCAACUUCUACAAGGAUGAGAAAAUCUCCAGGGAGCCGAAGGGGACCAUCUUCCUGGAUUCCUGCAUGGGGGUUAUCCAGAACACGAAGGUGCGGCGCUUUGCGUUCGAGCUGAAGAUGCAGGAUAAGAGCACCUACCUGCUGGCGGCCGACAGCGAGGCCGAGAUGGAGGAGUGGAUCAGCACCCUCAACAGGAUCCUCCACAGCAGCUUCGAGAUCGCCAUGCAGGAGAAGAGGAACGGGGACCUGCACGAUGACGAGGAGCUGGGCAAAGCGGACAGCUACUCCGGGAGUUUAGACAGCUUCCAGAGCACGAGAGACAUUGAAUGUAAAAUACGGAGUGAGACCAGGCUGAAGCUGUUCACCUUGGACCCCGACACACAGAAACUGGACUUUUCAGGAAUCGAGCCAGACGUCAAACCGUUUGAGGAGAAGUUUGGGAAGCGCAUUUUGGUGAACUGCAAUGACCUGUCCUUCAACCUGCAGAGCUGUGUGGCGGAGAAUGAGGAGGGGCCAACGACAAAUGUGGAGCCAUUUUACGUCACUCUGUCACUCUUCGACGUCCAGAACAACAGGAAGAUCUCAGCCGAUUUCCACGUGGACCUGAACCACCCCUCGGUUCGACAGAUGGCGUCCAACUCUGGGGGCCAGCUGACGAAUGGGGCCGGAGAUGCCCCCCAAAGUCCCCAGCGGCUGCCCUGUGGCUUACCAGAGGCACUACUGCAAUACCCCAGACAGGGCGUGUUUUCUGUGACGUGUCCGCACCCGGACAUAUUCCUGGUGGCUCGCAUCGAGAAGGUUCUGCAGGGCGGCAUCACACACUGUGCAGAGCCGUACAUGAAGAGCUCGGACUCCAGCAAGGCUGCUCAGAAGGUUCUUAGGAAUGCCAAGCUGGCCUGCAGCAGGUUGGGUCAAUACCGCAUGCCCUUCGCCUGGGCAGCCAGGCCCCUGUUCAGAGACGCGUCGGGGAUCCUGGACAAGUCUGCCCGCUUCUCCGCCCUCUACAGGCAGGACAGCGGGAAACUCUCCAAUGAGGACAUGUUCAAACUGCUGGCGGAUUUCAAAAAGCCAGAGAAGAUGGCCAAGCUUCCUGUAAUCCUAGGAAACCUGGACGUCACCAUCGACAAUGUGGCACCAGACGUGAUGAACUGUGUGACGCCGUCCUACAUCCCAGUGCGGCAGUUUGAGACCAACGGGCGGGGCAACGUCCUGUUUGAGGUGGAAGAGUUCGUUCCCUGCAUUGCCAAGUGCUCCCAGCCCUUCACCACUUACAACAACCACCUGUACCUGUACCCCAAGAGCCUGAAGUACGACGGCCAAAAGGCAUUCGCCAAGGCGAGGAACAUCGCCGUUUGCAUCGAGUUCAGGGAUUCGGACGAGGAGGAGGCCCAGCCCCUCAAGUGUAUAUAUGGCCGUCCCGGGGGACCCCUGUUUGCCAAAAAUGCCUUUGCUACGGUACUGCACCACCAACAGAACCCAGAGUUUUAUGAUGAGGUGAAGAUCGAGCUCCCCAUCCAGCUUCAUGAGAAGCACCACCUGCUCUUCUCCUUCUACCACGUGAGCUGUGACACCAGCAGCAAGGCCAGCACCAAGAGGAAGGAGCAGGUGGAGACCCAGGUGGGGUACGCCUGGCUCCCCUUACUGAAGGACGGCAGGGUGAUCAUGAGUGAGCAGCAGGUCCCCGUGUCGGCCAACCUGCCUGCUGGGUACCUGAGCUCCCAGGAAGGCGCUGGCAAGCAUUCGGGUGCUGAAGUGAAGUGGGUGGACGGGGGAAAACCUUUGUUCAAGGUGUCCACUCACCUGGUUUCCACUGUCUACACUCAGGACCAGCAUCUGCACAAUUUCUUCCACCACUGCCAGAGCGUGGAGCCUGCGGAGGAGGGGGCCGGGGGGGAGCUGGUCAAGUUCCUGAAGAGUCUGCAUGCCAUGGAGAGUCAUGUGAUGAUCAACUUCCUGCCCUCCAUCCUCAACCAGCUGUUCUGCAUUCUGACCAGCUCCACCUAUGAGGACGCCAGCGCCACCCAUGAGGACAUAGCUGUCAACGUCACCAAGGUCAUGAUCCACAUGGUCUCCCUGUGCCACGAGGAGGGCCUGGAGCACUGCCUGCGCUCCUACAUGAAGUACGUGUUUAAGACGGAGCCGUACUCGGCCUCCAGCUUCAGGACGGUGCACGAGGAGCUGGCCAAAGCCAUGACCACCAUCCUCAAGCCCUCUACGGACUUCCUCACCAGCAACAAGCUGCUCAAGUACUCCUGGUAUUUCUUUGAGGCUCUAGUGAAGUCCAUGGCCCAGUAUCUAAUAGAGAGCUCCAAGGUCAGGCUGUCCAGAAACCAGCGUUUCUCAGCCUCGUUCCAUCACACAGUGGAGACGCUGGUUACCAUGCUGAUGCCGCACAUCACCCAGAGGUACAAGGGCAACCUGGACGCUGCCCGCAAUGCCAACCACAGCCUCGCCGUCUUCAUCAAGCGCUGCUUCACCUUCAUGGACAGAGGCUUUGUCUUCAAGCAGAUCAACAACUACGUCAACUGCUUCCUGCCAGGAGACUCCAAGACUCUGUACGAGUUAAAGUUUGAGUUCCUGCGCGUGGUGUGUAACCACGAACACUACAUCCCUCUGAACCUGCCCAUGCCUUUUGGGAAGGGGAGAAUACAGAGGUUUCAAGCUUUUCUGUCUCCCAGCGUGGAGUCACAUGACGGUCCAGUAGAUCUGCAGUUAGACUACUCGCUGACAGAUGACUUCUGUAAGAACCACUUCCUGGUUGGGCUCCUGCUGAGAGAAGUGGGCGGAGCCCUGCAGGAGUUCCGGGAGAUCCGGCAGAUCGCCAUCCAGGUGCUGAAGAACCUGAUGAUUAAGCACACCUUCGACGACCGAUAUGCCUCCAAGAGCCAGCAGGCCAGGCUGGCCACUCUCUACCUGCCUCUGUUUGGCCUGCUGCAGGAGAACGUCCAUCGCCUCAACGUGAGGGAAGUCUCCCCUUUCCCCAUCAGCUUGUCCAACAAUAAUGGGAGAGAGGACUCUAUCCUAUCCGGCUCCCUGGUGACCCCACAGAAAGCAGGGGGCAGCCUGGAGAACAGCAGCCUGCAUAAGGACUUGUUUGGAGUGAUCUCUGGCACAGCCUCUCCUCACGCCUCCUCCACUCCCAACAUUAACUCUGUGCGCCACACCGACUCCCGCGGCUCCCUCAUCAGCACUGACUCCGGGAACAGCCUCGCCGAGAGGAGCAGCGAAAAGGCCUGCUCCCUGGAGAAGAACCAGCCUACCUCAGCCCUGGGGAGCAGCAUCCUGCGCUGUGAAAGGCUGGAGCAGGCCGAGGUCAAGAGCCUGCUCAUGUGCUUCCUGCACGUGCUCAAGAGCAUGUCUGAAGAUGCUUUGUUCACCUACUGGAACAAGGCCAGCUCUGCUGAGCUGAUGGAUUUCUUCACGCUUAUAGAGGUGUGUCUCCACCAGUUCAGGUACAUGGGGAAGCGCUACAUUGCCAGGCACCAGGAGGGGGCGGGGCCCAGCGUGCACGAGCGCAAGUCUCAGACGCUGCCUGUGUCUCGCAGCAGGGCGGGAAUGACGCAUGCCCGCCUGCAGCAGCUCAGCAGCCUGGAUAACUCUUACACCUUUAGCCACACCUAUUCCCACUCCGAUGCUGACGUGCUGAACCAGUCCCUGCUGGAGGGCAACAUCGCCACUGAAGUGUGUCUGACUGUCCUGGACACCCUCAGCAUCUUCAUCAUGGGCUUUAAGACGCAGCUGUGUGCCGACUACGGUCACAACCCCCUGAUGAAGAAGGUGUUCGCAGUCCACCUGUGCUUCCUGAGGAUCAACCAAUCAGAGGCUGCCCUCAAGCAGGUCUUCACCUCUCUGCGCACCUUCAUCUACAAGUUCCCCUGUACGUUUUUCGAGGGGCGUGCAGACAUGUGUGCCUCGUUCUGCUAUGAGAUCCUGAAAUGCUGUAACUCCAAGCUGAGCUCCAUCCGCAGCGACGCCGCCCACCUGCUCUACUUCCUCAUGAAGAGCAACUUCGACUACACAGGCCGCAAGUCCUUUGUGCGGACACACCUGCAGGUGGUGAUCGCUGUCAGUCAGCUGAUCGCUGAUGUCAUCGGAAUCGGCGGAACCCGCUUCCAGCAGUCCCUCUCCAUCAUCAACACCUGCGCAAACAGUGACAAGACCAUCAAGAACACGGCGUUCCCCUCGGACGUGAAGGACCUGACCAAGCGCAUCCGCACGGUGCUGAUGGCCACCGAGCAGAUGAAGGAGCACGAGCGGGACCCCGAGAUGCUGGUGGACCUGCAGUACAGCCUGGCCAAGUCCUACGCCAGCACCCCCGAGCUGCGCAAGACCUGGCUGGACAGCAUGGCGCGCAUCCACGUCAAGAACGGGGACCUGUCCGAGGCAGGAAUGUGCUACGUGCAUGUGGCAGCUCUGGUGGCAGAAUACCUGCGGCGAAAAGCCAUGUUCAAACAGGGCUGCUCGGCUUUCCGGGUGAUCACGCCCAACAUCGACGAGGAGGCAGCCAUGAUGGAGGACGUGGGCAUGCAGGACGUGCACUUUAACGAGGAUGUGCUGGUCGAGCUGCUGGAGGAGUGUGCGGACGGGCUGUGGAAAGCCGAGCGCUAUGAGCUCAUCUCUGACGUCUACAAGCUGAUCAUCCCCAUUUACGAGAAACGCCGCGACUUUGAGAAACUGGCCCACCUGUACGACACGCUGCACCGCGCCUACAGCAAGGUCACCGAGGUCAUGCACACGGGGAAGAGGCUUCUGGGAACGUACUUCAGAGUGGCGUUCUUCGGCCAGGCAGUGCAGUACCAGUUUACUGACAGUGAGAGCGAUACAGAGGGGUACUUUGAGGAUGAGGAUGGUAAAGAGUACAUCUACAAAGAGCCCAAAUUCACCCCCCUCUCAGAAAUCUCCCAGAGGCUGCUGAAGCUGUACUCUGACAAAUUUGGGCCCGAGAACGUGAAGAUGAUCCAGGACUCAGGAAAGGUGAACCCCAAAGACCUGGAUUCCAAGUACGCCUACAUCCAGGUGACCCACGUGACCCCGUUUCUGGAGGAGAAGGAGCUGGCCGACAGGAAGACCGACUUUGAGAGGAGCCACAACAUCCGCCGCUUCGUGUUCGAGACGCCCUUCACCGUGUCCGGCAAGAAGCAGGGUGGGGUGGAGGAGCAGUGCAAGCGUUGCACCAUCCUGACCACCACUCACUGCUUCCCGUACGUGAAGAAGCGCAUCGCGGUGAUGUACCAGCACCAUGCGGAUCUGAACCCCAUCGAGGUGGCCAUCGAUGAGAUGAACAGGAAGGUGGGCGAGCUGCGGGAGCUCUGCUCCACCAGCGAGGUGGACAUGAUCCGCCUGCAGCUCAAACUGCAGGGCAGCAUCAGCGUGCAGGUCAACGCUGGACCCCUUGCGUACGCCAGGGCCUUCCUGGACGAUGGCAGCACCAAGAAGUACCCCGACAACAAAGUCAAACAGCUGAAGGAGGUGUUCAGGCAAUUUGUGGACGCCUGUGGGCAAGGGCUGAGCAUCAAUGAGCGCCUGAUUAAAGAGGACCAGCAGGAGUACCAUGACGAGAUGAAGGUCAGCUACAGAGACCUGGCCAGAGAGCUGUCCAUCAUCAUGCAUGAGCCGAUCUGCACGGUGGAAGAUGGCCUGAAGAACGUCCUGCCGGACUCUCUGCACAUCUUCAACGCCAUCAGUGGCACCCCCACCAGCACCACCAUACAGGGCAUCCCCAGCUCCACCUCUGUGGUCUGAAUUCAACUCUGAUCCUUGAACUUUGACCUACCACUUCCACGGUCUCUGAGAGGGAGAGGGGAGGGGGGGUGGGGAGAGGCAGUCAGCGCUGCCAUGGGACUCACCUGCCCCCCCCCCCCCCCCCAUCUUCACCCCACCUGUUCUCAUUCCCAGGAGCAGGUAACCUGUCUGUGGCAGGCCAAAACCGUAGACGGACAAGCCCUAGACCCUAGACUGUGCAUUUACCCAGAAACUCCUCCUGUCUCACAGAACAGCCAGGUCUGUCUUUCCAUCUCCCCCCUCUCUCUCUCUCUCUCUCUCUCUCUCUCUGUCUGUGGUGAGUGAGUGCAGUGGUGUUUGGGCAGGAAGAGAAAAGGAGGAUGGGAGCAUAAAUGUGGACAAACUGAGUGGGGUGGGAUGGAGUAGGGAACAUUGAGGUGGGAUGGGGCAGAGGGAGAGUUGAGGUGGGGUUGGUAGAGUUAAGUUGAGGUGGGGUGGAGUGGGGUAGGGAACGUUGAGGUGGGAUUAGAUGAGAUGAGUUUAGGUGGGUUGGGUUGGGGUAGGGUGGGAUAGGUCGUGGGGUUGAGGACAAGAAAAAUUUUAACUGUUGUGACGUGUCCCCUCCUGCACUGUGGCAGAGUGGGGGCAGUUGUGACGUGUCCCCUCCUGCACUGUGGCAGUGUGGGGGCAGUUGUGACGUGUCCCCUCCUGCACUGUGGCAGUGUGGGGGCAGUUGUGACGUGUCCCCUCCUGCACUGUGGCAGUGUGGGGGUUUUCUGUGCUGUUUCCUGUGGAGACAUCCAAUAGGGAUCCUUAAGCAAGAGGAUGACUUCAGCCAGGUCAUUUCUCUGCUUCUGUCUGACCUAUUCUUUUCUUUUUCUUCCAUUCCUUUCUUUCUCGUUGUCUUUCCGUAUUAUUUACAGUAGGUCAGGUUAUGGACUGUCAGUACCUUUGUAUGUACAGUAUGCCGGUGUAUGAUAAACCUCGCCUUUGGACAGGAACGGUCCACGUCUCCUGGUGCGUAAUGGACAGUGUUCACUGCACCCUCUUGUGUGUUGGCACCAGUCCCUAUGUAAAUUAAGACAUUAUAUUUCUACACAAACGCAUCUUAUUUCAAAGAGAUUUUAAGUAGCUUUGGUCUUCUGUCUUAUGGAACACUUUGACAUCUUGGAGCUUGCUUUUCCAACGGCCACGGCACCCAGUCUCUGUCCCACUAUUCUUGUACAUAGAAAAGAGGAGUGCAAUAUUUGCCUCUUAUGCAAGGUGUCUUGCUUUGGGGUUCAUACACUGUAAAGAUGACAUUGAUCCUUUAUGCCAAAGCCAUGGAAGUGUAGAUCCAGCGGUGGUCCACACUCAUUUGUACCAUGAAGCGUUUUACCAUUUUAAUGUUAAUGAAAUCAUUUUAUAUUUGGGAAGUGAGGGUUUUUUAUUUUUAUUUAACAGAAAAGUCACUGUUCUGCUGUAUUUAACUGUAAACUGUUCCCUAAUGCUUCUCUUUGAAUUAAAGUUCAUUAAUAUCUCA
Molecule: messenger RNA, 8454 nt
Organism: Anguilla anguilla (European eel)
Lineage: Eukaryota; Metazoa; Chordata; Actinopteri; Anguilliformes; Anguillidae
Product: dedicator of cytokinesis protein 9-like
Exons: 56
Coding region: 585-6953 (2122 amino acids)
Biological process (GO): positive regulation of GTPase activity; small GTPase-mediated signal transduction
Molecular function (GO): guanyl-nucleotide exchange factor activity
Source: RefSeq, a predicted model, not a curated record